UGUCUCUCCGAGAUGAAAUGCUGAAUGCAUUUAUAAAGAAGAAAGAGCAGAUGAGUUCGCUGAAGAUGAACUCUGAAGACAUGUCCAGGAUCAAGAGGAAACUGAUUGUGGAUUUCUGUCACAGGUUUAAUAAGCGUGUGUGUGAGUGUUUUGUUCGAGGGCAGCUGAUCUCUCUGAGCUUCAGUCUCCUGUCACUGCUGCAUGAGGUGCCACACAUCAGAGACCAGCACUUCAUGAUGGGCAAACCUGAAGACCACCGAGCAGACCUGCAGGUCGAGGGUAGAUCGAGUCCUGAUCCCAGGACAUUUCAGCCUCGUCCCAGAAGACUGUUAUCAGCCGAUGGAAAGCGUCUGCUGAAUCUGUGGUUCGUCCCACAUUACACAGAAGUGCUGCUCAUGUUCAGGGCUCUGGAGGAGAAGGAGCGUCAGCAGGCUCUUCAAAACUCUCUGCAGAUCAUUUCAGCUCUCCAUGAUAUUGUUUAUUACCUGGUGAGUUUUGCUCGAUUGGGGAAUCCAGACUCUUUGUUCAGUCGCAGUAGCGCUCAGAGGCUCACGGCGGACUGGGGAGGUUUAGAGAGCAUUGGGGCUGAGCUGUGGGACGUCCAGCGACAGAUUGAGUCUCUCCGUGAGUCAAGCAGUUCAGAGAGUGUCGGGCGACUCCUGCAGUUACACAGAGACGUGCUUUUCCUGCGCUUUGAUGCCGCAGUCAGAUACAUGAUAAGAGAUGCGUUCCUCUCCUCUGGAAACCUUUCAGCCUAUCAGAGUGUGACUGAAAACAUGAGCCACGCCCUCCCUAUCAUGAGUGACAGCAAAGUGGGAGGGGCCAAUUUCCUCCCCAUUCCUCAGCCUCUAGAACCGGCCAGUCUUCAGGCCCAAAAAUUAUAUCCAUGGAGAUCUUUCCUGGCGAUUUAUGGAUCACAUCCCUUGGUCAUGUGGGACGUCUCACCCAUUGAACAUUACAUGCAGCUGUGUCUGUGUGAUCUGAACGACCGCUGCAGAAUGGAGGCGAAUGGAGCGAUUCUGGGUGUUUCUCUCAUCAUGGACGAUGUGCUUAGUAGUGGUAGAGACGCGGUGCCACUUCAGAUGCAAAACACAGAUGACAACAAAACAACAUCUGACAGAGAACUUCUUGAUGAUGGCAUGGCAAACCAGGAGAGAAUAGCAGAGUGUGUGUGUCAGACUGAAGACACGUUUCAGUGCCUGAUGAAGCAGAAGGGUUUUCUGCUGCUCUGGAAGCAGAUGGAGGUCUUUAAAGCGAGCUGGACUCAACGACAGACCAGUGCCGAAACCAUCAACACACCGGCGCUGUUUAAACACUUCUCUCAGCUCUACAGGGUGGAGAUUUUCUUUCCCAGCAUGCAGGCUCUGGCUCAGCAGAUGGACCUGGAGAAAGAGUACCAGAUUCUGCUUUCUCAGACUCAGGCUGUGCUUCCACCUCCUGGAGCAGCAGAAGUCGACAUCAAAACAUGGCAGCUCCUGAGACUCCUGGAGAUGACGGAGGUUGACAUGAUCCGUGCGCUUCAGAACAGGAUUAACACUGAAAUGACUUUGGUGAUGUCUGAGCGCUCGCGACACGACAUGCAGAUCCCUGCAGAUCUGUGGAAAAGGCCUUCAGCGAAACACAGCGUAUCUUUUGAAAGACCGCAGAUUGUGGAGGAUUUUAUCCAGAGACUGAUGAACGCUGAGGAGCGACAGGCUGAUGGACAGGUGACGUUCUCCACUGCUCAUCUGCAAGAAUGUUUGACUGAACUGUCCUGUGCUGUAAUGAAUCGUGAGAAAAGCGUCUUCCAGCGGUAUUCCCAGUUUUAUGAGCACAUCCUUCAGCAGCUGGAGCAACUGCUUUACCAGAGAGAGCAGGAUGUUAAAGAUCUAGAAGCCAAAAACCUGCAGUCCAGUGACCCUCACAGAAAGGUAUCCGACGUGUGUCGAGGGAUGAUGCUUGAAAUCACGGCUCUGCGCGCAAAAGUAAAUCAACUAGAAGAGGAGAAGAGAAACUUAGAUCAACAUCUCAACCUCAAACACAGAGAACGAUACGACACGCUGGUUCGCCAGCUCUUUUCCUCAUGUCUGCUUCUCAAGGCACGUCUGGACAGACAUAAUGAGAAAAUGGACCACGAUGUUCGUCAGCUGGUCAGCAGUGUGAGGAAGGAAGGCGUAGACAGAAUCAUCAAACUGAAAACAAGAUUAUCAUCCGCUGAGGAUAACCAGAGUCUCAUUCACACACUUCAGGAGAAAGAGCUUUUAGAGGAUCUUGAUGGGGAGAACAGCAGGCUGGCUGGACUGGUGUGUAAACUGAGAAUCUUCAGCCAGUGGAAGCUGCUGACGGAGCAAGAGAAACUCCAGAAAGAGCUGCUGCACUGGAGACUGAACGAGGUGUCGUGUAAAACCGAAGCUGUGAAAGUGAAGCUGAUCUCAGAACAGAAGGAGAUUGUGUUGAGACAGGAGCUGGAUGCAGUAAAGGAGGCUCUGCUGCAGUGCCAGACUGAAUAUGAACACAUCCAGAGGCAGAACACACUGCAGAGUCAGAAACUGCAGGACAUUGAGCAUCGGUCUGCUCGAGACGCUCAGAGCCGUCAGGAGCUGCAGAUUUUGAGGAUGGAGAGUGUGGAGACGCUGCAGGAGGACGUGCUGGACAGAGAGAGUCAGCUGAGGACACUGAGCGCACAGCUCCAGAAACACAACCAUGACACACACAUCAGACAGCAACGCAGCCACAGACACAUCAGACAAGUGAGAGGUCAACUUCAUCAGGAGCGAAGCCUGAAGCUUGAAGCCUUCCAGCAUGUGGACAAACUCCACAAUCAGAUCCAGAAUUACGAGGCAGCAUUGCAGUGUAAAUCCACUGUUCCUUCAGGACGACAGAGUUCCUCAUCAAGAAGGCUACAUUUAAGAAAUGCAUCAGCAGGAUUGCUCAGGAACAGCUCAGCGAUGUCUUUCACAAACAUGAGCUUUAUAAACCCGUUGGAGGAGUUCAGUACUGAUGCUGCAUGGAGAGAGUCUUGGACGCCUCUGGACAGACCCAAAACAAACUCCACUGGUGUUGGUCUGGAUAUAUCCGAGGCUCUGUUACCCAGCCUUCCUGAUGGAGUCGCAUCUUCUCACCUUCACAAUCAUAGACUAUUUCACAAGUAAAUCAGCCAAACCACACACACACACACAAGUGGACACACAAAUGACAUGAAAAAGGUCAUAACAACAAAUGUUUUUAUGCUACUUUAACUUAUUUCAGCACGUUAAUCUCGUUUAAUGUAAUAUCUUUUGUCAGUCAGACUAAAGUGAGUUGAGAUGAAUUGAAAAUGUCAUUUGAUUCAACUUAAAAAAAUAGGCAGCAAGAUUUUUUUUUUUUUUUACAGUUCACUUGUUGAUAAUGUAGAGAGAAGCUUGUUGGAGUUUAGAUCUGAAUGUUCCUCCACUUUGUACUUUAGUUCAGAGAGACAGCACUGAACUAACUGACAGAGCAAAUUAU
This is a messenger RNA of Danio aesculapii, 3465 nucleotides long. It is a transcript of the gene ccdc162, whose product is annotated as coiled-coil domain-containing protein 162. Bases 18 to 3131 code for a protein of 1037 amino acids. NCBI's taxonomy places the organism in Eukaryota, Metazoa, Chordata, Actinopteri, Cypriniformes, Danionidae. The transcript has 24 exons. The record is from RefSeq and is a predicted model, not a curated record.